AUGACUCGACCAUCACCCGAACUCCUGGCCCUCAUAAAUGGCGAGCCGCUCAACUCGGAGCCUUCUACCGACCCUAUCAACCAAUCCUCAUCCUCAUAUCGACGCACCGAAUCUUCUAAUAGCGACCAAUCUGAAAACCCGGCCAUGAGAGCCGCUCGGGCGGUCAUUCAGAACGAACGCACCCAAACCUUCGGCUACAGCAAUAACUUCCACAGCACCUCCAUCUCGGCCGAACAGGAUGGACAUGCCACCAGUGCCCUGGACAAAGCUCUAGCGGCACGUUCCAAGUUCUUCCCGCCGUCGACGAUCCCUCACCCGAGCUUCGACAUCCUUCCCUCAUAUAAUUGCACCGUUCACUUCGAAGGGCCGCUGGCGCUCCGCCGUGAGCUGGCCAGUCCCUUCAUGCAAGCGUCUGCCGCCGCAUGGAUCCCAGUGUACGCUAUAUUGCACGGGACGGCCCUUCACCUAUAUCGGCACAAACCGCAGCGGGCUAAAAACAGUCCCGAGUUCGAUGGCCGCAUACAUCCUAAGCACGCCUCCACCCUUUCCGAGCACCCCAACCCCGAAGCAGGCUCCCUCCUCCGCUCCUUUUCCCUCCAGCACGCCGAGCUCGGCCUCGCCCUGGACUACCGCCCGGUAGUCCCCCCCCCGAUUUCCUCGCUGGUGAAGAUGCAGCUCCUGUUCGCCCCCGCCGCGAAAUGCGCCCAGAUCCUCACCGAGCAAUAUCGCGAGCAUCCGGAGCGCUUCGAGCCCCUGCGGGAGCACGUCUUCCGCGUCCGUGCCGAGUCCGAGCAGUUUCUCCUGAGCGCGGACAGCGAGCUGGAGAUGCUCGGGUGGGUGGAGACGAUGUGCCGAAGCGUGGAUAUUUCGCUUCCUCUGGAAGGUCGAAGUGAGCCGCGAGGACGGACCUUGCCGCGACGAGGCCGUCGGAUGCGGCUGCUUGAGGGCGAUGUGGAGUCCGUGGCGGCGGCAGCCGUCAGGGGAGCAGGGAAUGAUGGAUUUGCCCGACGACUGGUAGUGCAACAAGAGCGGUUGUUCAGGGAGAUGUACCCGCAUUUGGCCCGAACGUCGAGUGGACCAAACGCAGCUGCUAUGGAGGAGCAGGAGGAUGCGGUACCACAUGCGGAGGGUGACACGCACCACGAGGUGGACCCCGAUGCCGAAGAUCUGGAUGCGUCGGAUGUGCGUCUGACUCCGUCGACCAACACGAUAGCUGCCACAACGCCCGACAGCAGCGACCAUCGCCGUUCCACGAGCUUGACCACAUCAAUGACCUCCCAACACCCCUCCACGACCUCCCUCUCCGCAACCUUCCCCAACUCCAUCCCGGUCUCUCGCACCACGACCACCUCCGAGAAAUCCCCCCGCUCCCCCCCCUCUGAACGCCCCAACACCCACCCCACCCCCCGCUACCUCCGCCGCUGCGCUCCCAUCCUCUUCGCCCAUUCCCCCCGCGCCUGCAACGUCCUCCUCUACCGCGGCCGCCGCAUGAAGGUCAACACCCGCCGCGGCUGCCUCGAGAUCUGGGAGCCGAACCCCGGCAAGCACAGCCGCGUCGGCACAGACCCCGAAGACGCCAAGGAAAUCGUCGGCGAACUCCCCCCUGGCUACGAGGUCCUCUACGGCGCGACGAACCCCCAUCCCGCGCAGCCCGAGCGACGACAGCAACCCCGCCCCCGCCCGACCCUCCGCCGCAACGAGGAGAGCGAGCAGAGCGUCGGCGGAGACUCCAUCAAUGCAGAACCCGAACACGACGGCGGCGCGCACCCGGACUCCCCGCUCAUCGACGGCGUGGACGAGAUCGUGCCGCUGCGGGCGGUCACGUCGGAGGCGUCGGCAAAAGGCGGGAUGGCUGGGAAAGGGAAGGGGCAGCCGUUCUCGAAAGCGGGGAAGCAGAUGCGGAAGCACGCGAAAGCGGAGGCGAAGAAGGCGAAGCGGGCGAAGGGAGUGGAAGGGGGGGCGAUGGCUUAUAGCGGGAUGGGAAGUAUGGGGUACGGGGUGGUCGGGUGA
Messenger RNA from Eremomyces bilateralis CBS 781.70, 2010 nucleotides. RefSeq lists its product as uncharacterized. The coding region runs from base 1 to 2010 and encodes 669 amino acids. NCBI's taxonomy places the organism in Eukaryota, Fungi, Ascomycota, Dothideomycetes, Eremomycetales, Eremomycetaceae. The record is from RefSeq and is a predicted model, not a curated record. The transcript has a single exon.